This is a messenger RNA of Parathielavia appendiculata, 4791 nucleotides long. Its product is annotated as Sec7-domain-containing protein. NCBI's taxonomy places the organism in Eukaryota, Fungi, Ascomycota, Sordariomycetes, Sordariales, Chaetomiaceae. Bases 1 to 4791 code for a protein of 1596 amino acids. The record is from RefSeq and is a predicted model, not a curated record. Gene Ontology annotation, molecular function: guanyl-nucleotide exchange factor activity. Gene Ontology annotation, biological process: regulation of ARF protein signal transduction. The transcript has 8 exons.
AUGAGCCGAGAUGCUCACCUCGCCGCGCCCAUGGACCCGGCCGUCGCAACAGCACCGGGGACGUCUACACCUAGGCGGAACCCUCUGUUCUCUUCACGCAUGCAGUACCGGAGCCGCCCCGUUUCGGUAGCCGUUGAUCCCGUGUCUCUGGUCAUGUCCGAGUGCAUCGCCAUCACCUCAGCCAUCCAAAAAUAUGCCCGGUCCCCGCACUCGUCCGUGUCGGCCAUCCUCGGCGGCAGCCCCAAUCUCAUACAGCUCGUGCCACCUGGGCCUAGCGGUCGUCGUCAUCAGAAGUCGGCGGCCGGUCCCGAGCCUGAUGGUGCCGGCGACCUUGCCGCGAACAGAUGGGGGCUGCGUGGAAAGAAGGGCAAAAGCAUGCAGGAUAAUCCGCUGAUUUCCGGCUUUGGAAGGCUGCGCCAGGAGCUGGCAGGCGUCAAAGACAUUCACAGAUUCGACUCUUUGGUCCUGCUCUACCCGUUCCUCCAGAUCAUCCAAGCCAAGGGCACCGCCGCCCCCGUCACCAUCCUCGCGCUUAGAGCGAUACAAAAAUUCCUCGCCUACGGUUUCGUCUCCCCCGCAUCUCCGCGCUUCGCCCUCGCCAUGCAGUCACUCUCCGCCGCCAUCACCCACUGCCAGUUCGACAUAAGCGACUCGGCGCAGGAGGAGGUGGUGUUGCUCAUGAUUCUGCACUUGAUGGAGGACAUGAUGUCCGGGCCGGGCGGCGACAUACUCAGCGACGAGAGUGUCUGCGACAUGAUGGGGCGCGGUCUCACCAUCUGCUCGCGGCCGAGGUUCUCGGAAGUCCUGCGCAGGACUGCGGAAGCGUCGAUGGUGCGCAUGGUGCAGAUCAUUUUUGAGGACCUGAAGCAUCUCGAACUGGAGGCUGGCGAUGAGACCGAGGCUUUGGAUCGCCAGACGAGUCGGGACAUGGACUCUGUCACCAUGGAUCCCGCCGCUAACGGGACGGAUGUGCCAGCGGUGCGACCCGACGUGACAGACGGCGGUCUGCCCGGCGAGGCGGCCGAGUCAUCUGCUGAGCCUAGGCCGUCUUCACGCUCAGAACGGGAGGGCAGCGGUUCAGAGACAUCCAGAAGCGCCAGCGCGGACGACGGGAGGCCCAGCACGAGCUCGGCUACUGAAAGCGCAGCGUCUGUUGACCUCCGGCCCUACUCUCUGCCGUCAAUUCGGGAAUUAUUCCGGGUGCUCGUGAGCUUCUUGGACCCCCACGACCGCAAACACCCCGAUCAAAUGAGGGUCAUGGCCCUUCGCAUCAUCCAUGUGGCGCUCGAAGUAGCAGGCCCGUCAAUCGCUCGACACCCCGCUUUGGCGUCGAUUGCGGAAGACCAGCUCUGCUGUUACCUCUUCCAACUGGUGCGGUCCGAUAACAUGGCCAUUCUUCAGGAAAGCUUGAUAGUCGCUAGCACCUUGCUCUCCACUUGCAGAGGUGUUCUUAAGCUCCAGCAGGAGCUGUACCUGUCAUAUUUGGUAGCCUGCUUACACCCUGCGGUGGAAAUCCCUCGGGAGCCUGGAAUCGAUCCGAGCCUCUACUCUGGCAUCCCGCAGUCGCCAAAGUUGGUAAAGCUGUCCCCGACGCAACCCGGCAGUGGCCGCUCGACACCUGUGCCUGUUAAGGAUCGCCAGAAGCUGGGGCUCGAGGGCGGUGCCCGCAAGCCGGAUGCCAGGCAGGCCAUGGUCGAGAACAUCGGCGUGCUGGCGCGAAUGCCCACGUUUAUGGCCGAAUUGUUUGUCAACUACGACUGCGACGAAGACCGCGCGGAUCUCUGUGAAGACCUGAUAGGGCUACUAUCUAGGAAUGCCCUGCCGGACUCUGCGACCUGGAGCACUACGAGUGUGCCGCCGUUGUGCUUGGAUGCGCUGCUGCGGUUCAUCCAGUUCAUUGCUGAAAGGCUAGAUCAGACACCCGAGACGGAGGGAUACCCGGACCCAGCAAUGCUGAGAGAGAAGCGGCGCAGGAAGAAGCUCAUCAUCAAGGGCACCACCAAGUUCAACGAGAGCCCGAAAGGCGGAUUGGCCUACCUCCAUGAAAAGGGUAUCAUCGAGAACGUCACCGAUCCGCUGUGCGUUGCCAAGUUUCUGAAGGGAACAUCUCGGAUAAAUAAGAAGGUCCUCGGCGACUUCCUGUCCAAGAAGGGUAAUGAGGCGAUCCUGGAUGCGUUCAUCGACCAGUUUGAUUUUACUGGCAAGCGGGUAGACGAGGCGCUCCGGAUGCUACUCGAGACAUUCCGUCUUCCUGGCGAGUCGCCGUUGAUCGAGCGCAUCGUCAGUUCCUUUGCGGGCAAGUAUUGCUCCAGUUCAGUUCCUGAAGGGGUAGCGGACAAGGACUCCGUUUUCAUUCUGACAUAUGCCAUCAUCAUGUUGAACACGGACCAACAUACCCCCCAGCUCAAGAACCAGGCACGCAUGAAAUUCGAGGACUUUGCUCGUAACCUCCGCGGACAGAACGGAGGCCAAGAUUUCCCGACCGAGUACUUGCAGGAUAUCUUUGAUACCAUUAAAACCAACGAGAUUAUCCUCCCUGACGAGCACGACAACAAGCAUGCAUUUGACUACGCGUGGAAAGAGCUUCUUUUGAAGACCGAGGCCGCUGGCCCACUGGUGCUCUGCGACACCAACAUUUACGACGCCGACAUGUUCGCGACGACCUGGAAUCCCAUCGUGUCGUGCCUCUUCUUCGUCUUCAUGUCAGCGACCGACGACACGGUCUAUGCCCGCGUCAUCACCGGCUUUGACGAGUGCGCGCGCAUCGCGACAAAGUACGGCAAUUCGGAAGCGCUCGACGAGAUUGUGUAUCGGCUGAGCUACAUCUCGACGCUGAGUAGCGAGACGCUGUCCAACACGUCGCUCAAUACCGAGGUGCAGGUCGGCGAGAACAGCGUCAUGGUCAGCGAGCUGGCCGUCAAGUUUGGGAGGGAUGUGCGGCCGCAGUUGGCGACGCUGGUGCUGUUUCGUGUUGUUACCGGUUCCGAGCACGUAAUUCGAAAGAGCUGGAAAUAUGUCAUACGUAUAUGGCUCAACCUCUUUGUUAACUCCUUGAUACCGUCCUUCUUCUCCACCGAGGCCGACAAGCUAGCUCUGCCACCAAUACCGCUGCAGCCGCCCUCACAGGUGAUUGACCGGGGCUCCAAACAGAGCGAAACCGGUUUCUUCUCCGCGUUCACAUCGUACAUCUCAAGCUACGCCGCUGAUGAUCCGCCUGAGCCGUCGGAUGAGGAGUUGGAGAGCACGCUGUGUACUGUGGACUGCGUCAACCAGUGCCACAUGGGCGAUGUGUUUGCCAAUGUUGCACAACUCCCCAGCCAUAAUCUCGAGGUGUUGGUCGACACGCUCCUCGGCCAUAUCCCCGAGGACAAUGGCUCGAGCGUGAUUACCGUCAAGGCGGACAACAUCCCCCCUUCCCAAACCAACGGACAGCAGUCGCGGCAGAGCAAUGCGAUAUACGACCCUGCCCUGGUCUACAUACUCGAAUUCUGCACUGUCCUGGCACUUCGGGACGACAGCACCGUUGAGCGGCUAGGGAGACGCGUGGUGGAAGCCAUACAGGCCAUCUUGAGGGAUGUGCCUCAAUACCAUCCGAUACUUAUUGAACGAGCGACCUUUUAUCUCUUUAACUUGCUUCAGGCGAGCUAUGACUACGACUACGUCCGCGUCCCGGUCCUUCUCCAUACCCUCUCAAGCUUUCCCAAAGAUACCUUGGUCAAGGCGGCAGGGCUAGUCCUGCGCGGACUCAAGCUCUGCACCGAGAAGCCUUGCCCGCUACGAAACGAGAUCAUGACGUCGCCCGAUUUUUGGGUCAUCCUUCAGACCUUGGCAACCAACGCCGAUGCGGCGCCGGGCGUGUUCGAGAUCCUGGAGAGCGGUGUAUCGACCACGCCUUCGGCCAUCAUGGCGGACAACUAUGAGGCGGCGCUGGGGCUGCUCAAUGAGUUUGCUUCGAUGGCGAGCAUCGGGGCUGUGGCGGAGCAGAAAAAUGACCGGAAAUUGGGGAGGAAGGGGGCGAGGCCUAUUAAGCAGGAGAAGCCUAGUGAGAAUGCUGUCGUCGAACGCGGCGUGAAGGCGCUGAAUAGCAUAUCGCGCAUGACAACACGCAUCCCGCAUCUCAUGCAGCAGUCGCACCUUGAAAGCAGCGAAGCCUGGUCAGCCUACUGGCUCCCCGUCUUCCAAGCCCUCACCACCCAGUGCACCAACCCGUGCCGCGAGAUCCGCCAGCUCGCCUUCAGCUUGCUGCAACGCACGCUCCUCUCGCCGGAGCUCCGGUCGGCCGAGGAGGAGCACUCAGAGUGGACGGCCAUUUUUGGCGAAGUGCUCUUCCCGCUCAUCCUGCGGCUGCUCAAGCCCGAGGUGUUCUCGUCGGACCGCGACGGCAUGAGCGAGACGCGCGUGCAGGCCGCGUCGCUGCUGUCCAAGGUGUUUCUGCAGUACCUGGUCGUCUUGUCCAAGUGGGAGGGCAUGCUCGAUCUGUGGGUCAAGAUCAUUGAGAUUAUGGACCGGCUCAUGAAUAGCGGGCAGGGGGAUAGCUUGGAGGAGGCUGUGCCAGAAAACCUCAAGAAUGUGCUCCUCAUCAUGUCGAGCAACGGAUAUCUGGUGCCGCCGAGCAAGGAUCAGACAAAGGAGGAGCUGUGGAACGAGACAUGGAAGAGGAUUGAUAGGUUCUUGCCGAACCUGAGGGCGGAUUUGGCACUGGAGGAGGAGCCGGUAAAGGAGGAGGAGCCGCCUAAGUCUGCUGGUCUGCUGCCAGCUACAGGAGAGGGUGGAACUGUUGUGGAAGUGUGA